This is a messenger RNA of Zalophus californianus (California sea lion), 930 nucleotides long. RefSeq names its product glyceraldehyde-3-phosphate dehydrogenase-like. Gene Ontology annotation, molecular function: oxidoreductase activity, acting on the aldehyde or oxo group of donors, NAD or NADP as acceptor; NADP binding; NAD binding. The record is from RefSeq and is a predicted model, not a curated record. The coding region runs from base 16 to 930 and encodes 304 amino acids. Gene Ontology annotation, biological process: glucose metabolic process. The transcript has 2 exons. NCBI's taxonomy places the organism in Eukaryota, Metazoa, Chordata, Mammalia, Carnivora, Otariidae.
CGUCCCUGAGACACGAUGGUGAAGGUCGGAGUGAACGGAUUUGGCCGUAUUGGGCGCCUGGUCACCAGGGCUGCUUUUAACUCUGGCAAAGUGGAUAUUGUCGCCAUCAAUGAUCCCUUCAUUGACCUCAACUACAUGGUCUACAUGUUCCAGUAUGAUUCCACCCAUGGCAAAUUCCACGGUACAGUCAAGGCUGAGAACGGGAAGCUUGUCAUCAAUGGAAAGUCCAUCUCCAUCUUCCAGGAGCGAGAUCCCGCCAAAAUCAAGUGGGGUGAUGCUGGUGCUGAGUACGUUGUGGAGUCCACUGGGGUCUUCACCACCAUGGAGAAGGCUGGGGCCCACUUGAAGGGCGGGGCCAAGAGGGUCAUCAUCUCUGCUCCCUCUGCCGACGCCCCCAUGUUCGUGAUGGGUGUGAACCAUGGGAAGUAUGACAACUCCCUCAAGAUUAUUGUCAGCAACGCCUCCUGCACCACCAACUGCUUGGCUCCUCUGGCCAAGGUCAUCCAUGACAACUUCGGCAUCGUGGAGGGACUCAUGACCACCGUCCAUGCCAUCACUGCCACCCAGAAGACCGUGGACGGUCCCUCUGGGAAGCUGUGGCGCGACGGCCGAGGGGCUGCCCAGAACAUCAUCCCUGCUUCCACUGGUGCUGCCAAGGCUGUGGGCAAGGUCAUCCCUGAGCUGAACGGGAAGCUCACUGGCAUGGCCUUCCGUGUCCCCACCCCCAACGUGUCCGUCGUGGAUCUGACCUGCCGCCUGGAGAAAGCUGCCAAAUAUGAUGACAUCAAGAAGGUGGUGAAGCAGGCGUCAGAGGGCCCCCUCAAGGGCAUCCUGGGGUACACUGAGGACCAGGUCGUCUCCUGCGACUUCAACAGUGAUACCCACUCCUCCACCUUCGAUGCCGGGGCUGGCAUUGCUCUCAACGACUAG